GUCAUGGCCGGGUCUGUAGCGACCCUGGCCGUCCUAUGGAUAUCGCUUCAAGGGAUGGGCUUCGUCGCUCAACCGAGCACGAUAGACGCUUCGAGACUGCCGAUUUCCAUGCAGAACUACCUCUCGUUCUCUGCCGGCUUCCCGUCACUUACGCGCCGAGAUGAACUGAGGAUGAACUCUCGAAGAUUCCUUGGCGGCAGCUCGUUUCCGGUUAUCGGUCCCGAGGCGAUCAAUUCGUCGAUUGAUUUCGCGGAAAUGCUCGUCGACCAAAUGGCGAGACUCGAGGCGAACAUCGCCGGCGCUGGAAUAUCCUUUUCUAACGACUCUCCGACCCAUGGUCAGUACGCGCAUUGGUACCCGACGAUGGAAGCUCACAAGAAGAGCGUCAGCGCUCUGGUCGUCGUCAAGGCGUCGUCUUACCUGGCCCAGAACAACUGCCAGAGGUCUGGAUUUAGGAACGAAAGGUGCGCGCGGUUCAUAUCGACUUUGAAAAUGGAGGACACGGUUAUCGGAAGGAACUGCGCCAAUGAGCACAGAAUUGAUUGCGACGGUGGCUCGAGGUACAGGACGAUCGACGGUACCUGCAACAAUUUGGAUAAUCCUAGAUGGGGAAGCGUCAUGACCGCCUAUUCGAGGAUCUUAUUUCCAAACUACGCCGAUGGUAUCCAAGCGCUGAGACGCCCCGAGCGCAGAGGAAAGGAAUUGCCCGGUCCAAGAUCCGUCAGUACGUCGAUCUCGCCAAGCGACAACCAGGAAACCGACUCGACAAAAACGCUCGCCGUUAUGCAGUGGACUCAGUUUGUCGCGAACGACGUUUCCCACACCCCGAUGCGCAAGAUGGUCACAAACAACAAACCCAUAACGUGCUGCCGGUCGAAUGGAUUCUUCCUGGCACCGCGUCACACGCAUCCGGACUGCGCGCCGAUUUCCAUACCCGACAACGAUCCCGUUUAUGGCAAGGAACGGAUCCGCUGCAUGAAUUACGUCCGUUCGAUGCCGACCGUCAGGCCAGACUGCAGCUUUGGACCGACCGAGCAGGUGAAUCAAGUGACCCACUUCUUGGACGGCUCGACGGUUUACGGUUCCACGUCGAAAACCGCUCGGGAACUCCGCGCCUUCAGUGACGGGCUUCUUCGAGUAAGCCUCAAAAACGGAAGCGAAUAUUUACCCACAGCUGUUUCGGAGCCUGCUUCUUUGUGUCGCGACAACGGUUGCUACGCGGCAGGCGACUUCAGAGUGAACCACGUACCUCACCUGGCAGUGAUGCACACGAUUUGGCUUCGCGAGCAUAACAGAAUUGCCAGGGAAUUGGCGAGGCUGAACCCGAUUUGGUCCGACGAGAUUAUCUUCCAGGAGGCUCGUCGCGUUGUCAUCGCCGAAAUUCAGCACAUCACGUACAACGAAUGGCUGCCGGUCAUCCUUGGAACGAAUCAGACUCGAUACGGGCAUCUGUUUCCCGUCACUGCCAACAGAGCUUCACAGCUCUACGAUAGCCGGGAAAAUCCGUCCAUUACCAACGAAGCUGCGACAGCUGUUUUCCGUUUUAUGAAUUCCCUGGUCCAGGGAAAGCUGCGAAUGCACGACGAGGCUCGCAAUGUUACUGGCUCCCUGAAGCUGCACGAGCACUUCGGCAAGUCAAAAGUCAUCGAGGAUGCUGGUUUUCUCGACAGUCUGAUUCGUGGACUAACGACCCAGAACUCCCAAAAAAUGGAUGUCAAACUUGUGUCAGACAUGACCCACAAGCUGCACAAAACCCACGGCAAUCUCGGUCUGGACUCGAUGAGUCUGGAUAUCCAACGAGGCCGAGACCACGGAAUUCCAGGCUACAAUCACUACCGCGAGCACUGUGGCCUGUCACUGGCGUCAACUUUUGACGAAUUCCUUGACACGAUACCAAUCGAGGUGGUCGAAAAGCUCAGUAUGCUGUACAACCACCCUAACGACGUCGACCUCGUCGUCGGCGGCAUGGCGGAGCGGCCCAGUCACGGGGGUCUUUUGGGCCCAACCUUGAGCUGCCUCGUUUCCGAGCAAUUCGACACUAUUCGUCGGUCCGAUCGUUUCUUCUACAACUCGGUGUCGCAGCCUCACCCAUUCACCGGAGACCAAUUACACGCUCUCCGCAAUGUUUCCUUGGCUCGUAUAUUCUGCGAAAACGGUGACAACAUCACCAGCAUGCAGCCUCACGUUUUCCUCAAGCUUCAGCUUGGAAACGAGCUGGCGCCAUGCGACGAUUACGAAGCCAUUCCAACCGUCGACCUAUUUGCCUGGGCCGAGAAGGCCAAGGCUUACCGUUGAAUGUCUAGCUGAUUGACUGGUCACAAUAUCUGGAUGGGGCGUCUUGGGGAGAUUUUUCGGAGUGCGUUCCCACUCAAGGGGCAUUCCGUUAAUGAAUGUACGAGCAACUGAUCCCGCGUCAGGAGGACGGAGUCGCUCUCCUGGGCGCCGUGUGCAGUGGAGGUGUGUCCGAAACGAUUAUCACCACACGAUUACCGCCACGCGUGUGGUUAUACAAAUGUAGAAGUCACACGAGCUGCGAUCACGGCUGAGAUCAAGAAGAAAGCAAUUAGCUGAUGAAUACGAUGAUAAAUACGUGACUAGUCGAUCGAUUAGCAAUCCGAGGGGGUUCUCUCUUAUCGUCUCGGUCUUCAGAGGACCAAAAACGACAACGUACGAUACGUACUUCGAUGAUACGAAAGAAGGAAGAAAUCAAUUGUUAUUUCUUUUUUUUUUUUUUUUUUUGUUUUAAUUUUUUGCUUCUACUCCUAAACGAAGUACGACUAACGUACUUAUAUAGGUUUUACCUAAAUUAGAUACGGAGGAUAGAUCGAAUAUCGUUUUAUUUUUAUUUUUUAUAUCGUAAUUCAGUUUGGGUUAUAGUUUUAAGAAUUUUAAAAACACACGCGUAUACGCGAGGGAAUUUUCAACGUAAUUAGUAUUUACGUACGUCCUUGUACAUGAGACUGAGGUUAAUUCUCUGCAGAGGUGUACAAAAAUCCUCAAAGUAGAUUCCGCUGUCGGAGAGACUGUUCUUAAUAAUUGACAAUAUUACGUGGCAGUUGAAGGUCGUCUUACUUGUUGUUAAAAAUAUUCGAACUUUGUACAUUGUCGGCGGUUUUUUCGGGGGACGCAUUUUUUUCGAUGUUGCCGUAAUUAUUGUUCUCCUCGCUGUUUAAUUUGGCCGUGUUUUUAUUUUAACUACUGUGCAUUUGUAUCGAACACGCGCGCAGAUGAAAAUCAAGGAACAAUUACCAAAUGUUAAAAUAUGUGUUUCGAACAAUCAAUGAUCAAUUUUCUUACGUCUCGUCACGCUAGUCUACGGAGACAAUAUAUCGACUGACUAGAUGAUAAAUUUAUUAAAUCAUUAUUAUGUUACAAAUAGUUCACCAGACUUAUUACUCACAUAAUACUUAAUGCGCAUUACUUAUACACGUUCAUAAUUCGAAACAUACACCAAACGGCAACUGAAGUCGUUGUUGUUACUUUACCCAGUUUUUUUCUAUAUGUAUUAAAUAAAUUUAAUAUGAUUAACAAUCAUA
Messenger RNA from Neodiprion virginianus, 3536 nucleotides. Its product is annotated as peroxidase-like. The coding region runs from base 4 to 2295 and encodes 763 amino acids. Gene Ontology annotation, molecular function: heme binding; peroxidase activity. The record is from RefSeq and is a predicted model, not a curated record. The transcript has 12 exons. Lineage: Eukaryota; Metazoa; Arthropoda; Insecta; Hymenoptera; Diprionidae. Gene Ontology annotation, biological process: response to oxidative stress.